Molecule: messenger RNA, 1179 nt
Organism: Penicillium angulare
Lineage: Eukaryota; Fungi; Ascomycota; Eurotiomycetes; Eurotiales; Aspergillaceae
Product: NAD(P)-dependent alcohol dehydrogenase
Exons: 3
Coding region: 1-1179 (392 amino acids)
Biological process (GO): D-sorbitol catabolic process
Molecular function (GO): zinc ion binding; L-iditol 2-dehydrogenase (NAD+) activity
Source: RefSeq, a predicted model, not a curated record
AUGGCUCCAUCAGUUCUGGUCGAUCAACAAGCUGGUCAUACCGAUCAUUCGGUCCCUGUCGUGAAGAAGGCGCUCAACAAUGCAGUGAUUAAAGCCUCACAUCCCAAUCCUUCCUUGCAAGUCACCUCAGACCACAAGUUGAAACUGGUGGAAGCACCCGUGUAUGCACCAGGUCGGGGUGAGGUUUUGGUUCACAUUAAAGCGACUGGUAUCUGCGGGUCAGACAUUCAUUUCUGGAAGACGGGUCGAAUCGGAUCACUUGUGUUUGAGGGAGAUUGCAUUAUUGGGCACGAGGCUUCGGGUAUUGUUUUACAGUGUGGAGAAGGAGUUAAUCAUUUGAAAGCCGGCGACCGAGUAGCCGUCGAACCUGGCGUUCCCUGUGAAGAAUGUUUUCUUUGCGAUGAAGGGCGAUACAAUUUAUGCGAAGAUGUCCAAUUUGCUGGCGUUUACCCCUAUGCCGGCACCAUUCAACGCUACAAGGUACAUCCAGCCAAGUGGCUUCACAAGCUACCCGAGAAUGUUACCUUUGCCGAAGGUGCUCUUCUUGAGCCGCUCUCUGUCGUUAUGCACGGCAUCAAGACAGCAGGACUGAGUCUAGGUCGUGGAGUUGUGGUAUGCGGUGCUGGACCAAUUGGAUUAAUUGCAAUGGCUGCGGCCCGCGCCUCGGGGGCAUAUCCUGUUGUCAUAACCGACCUGGAGCCAGCAAGACUGGCCUUUGCCAAAGAGUUUGAUCCUUCUUGUAUCACGUACCAGGUAGAUCGCAGUAAAGAUGCACAAGGUAAUGCGCAAGCCAUCCGCGCUCUAUUUGGAGACUCGGAAUACGUUGCACCGGAAACAGUUCUUGAGUGUACAGGUGUUGAAAGCAGUGUGUGCACAGCUGCGUACACUGCACGACGUGGUGGUACUUUAAUGGUCAUUGGCGUGGGAAAGGCCAUCAUGAACAAUAUUCCAUUCAUGCAUCUUUCUCUUGCAGAGAUCGACCUACGAUUCAUUAAUCGCUAUCGUGAUACUUGGCCACCUGCCAUUGCAUGUCUCAGCGGUGGAAUUCUUGAUUUGAAGAAGCUUGUCUCUCAUAAAUUUCCUCUAGAGAGGGCAGAAGAUGCUCUUCAUAUUUGUACCGAUACCAGAAACGGUAGCAUUAAGGUGUUGGUUGUGGAUGAGCAGGAAGCGUCGUUAUAG